AUGUUGGUUCCACCGGAGAUGAUUGCAGUGCAAUCGAAGACCAUUUUCCAAAUCAAUAAGUACUACGCCGAGAAGGUCCAGAUGCGGAUGGGCAACAUUGCCCGGGUGAUUCGGGAAAUUUGCAAAAUCGUGCAGGAGGUUCUGCGGGAGGUUGAAGUACAGGAACCGCGGUUCAUUUCCAGUCUGGUGGAGUGCAAUGGCAGAUUCGAAGGACUCGAAGUCAUCUCACCGUCCUUCUUCGAGGUGGUUCUAUACCUCAACCAGAUGGGAGUGUUCAAUUUCGUGGACGAUGGAUCCCUGCCGGGGGCUGCCGUCCUAAAGCUGAGUGACGGCCGCAAACGGUCCAUGUCACUUUGGGUGGAAUUCAUCACCGCAUCCGGGUACCUUUCGGCACGUAAGAUCCGCUCCCGAUUUCACACUCUAGUCGCGCAAGCUGUCGAGAAGUGCCCCUACCGGGACAUGGUAAAGCUAGUUCCGGAUACCACCGAAGUGAAGCUAAAGAUCCGCGAACGCUACAUCGUACAGAUUACGCCGGCCUUCAAGUGCACCGGCAUUUGGCCCCGAUCGGCAGCGCACUGGCCGAUUCCGCACAUCCCGUGGCCCCAUCCGGCGCUGGUAGCGGAAGUGAAAUCCGAAGGCUUCGACCUGCUGUCCAAAGAAAGCGUUAUCCUGCAGGGCAAGAAUGCCAACAUCGAGGGCGAUGCCUGGAUAUUGCAUUUUACCGAAGCGGAAAACCGGCUGCUGCAGGGAGGCUACCGAAAGCGCUGCUUGAGCAUUCUGAAGACGCUGUGCGAUCGGCAUCUGGACCUGCCGGGUGCACCGAUUUCCUACUACCACCUGAAAACGUUGCUCCUGUACGAGUGCGAAAAGCACCCCCGGGAAGCCGAAUGGGACGCAAACUGCAUCGGCGAUCGGCUGAAUGGGAUCUUUCUGCAGUUGAUUUCCUGCCUGCAGAAUCGGCGCUGUCCGCACUAUUUUCUGCCGAGUUUGGAUCUGUUCAAGGGAAAGUCGCCGACGGCGCUCGAUAAUGCUUCGAAGCAUGUUUGGAAACUCUGUCGGGAUAUACUGACCAGCAGCAAGGCGUUCGAUCGGUUGUAA
This is a messenger RNA of Sabethes cyaneus, 1098 nucleotides long. Its product is annotated as protein mab-21-like. Bases 1 to 1098 code for a protein of 365 amino acids. NCBI's taxonomy places the organism in Eukaryota, Metazoa, Arthropoda, Insecta, Diptera, Culicidae. The transcript is spliced from 2 exons. The record is from RefSeq and is a predicted model, not a curated record.